Molecule: messenger RNA, 648 nt
Organism: Sinocyclocheilus grahami
Lineage: Eukaryota; Metazoa; Chordata; Actinopteri; Cypriniformes; Cyprinidae
Product: syntaxin-12-like
Exons: 5
Coding region: 1-453 (150 amino acids)
Biological process (GO): vesicle fusion; vesicle-mediated transport; autophagosome assembly
Cellular component (GO): postsynaptic recycling endosome; SNARE complex; synaptic vesicle
Molecular function (GO): SNAP receptor activity; SNARE binding
Source: RefSeq, a predicted model, not a curated record
AUGAACGAAGGUCUUACAGGUUUUCGAACCACACGAGGAUAUGAACAAUGUGGGUCUGGUGAGAGAUAUGAAAGCGGAAAUGUUCAUAGCUUUUUUCAUUUGAAAAGAAAUGAAGGGUGGAGAAUGCAAGCAGAAGAGGAGCCUUUCACCGAAGAGGACCUCGAGCUUAUUAAAGAGAGAGAGACCAAUAUCCGUCAGCUGGAGUCAGACAUUAUGGAUGUGAAUCAGAUCUUCAAGGAUCUUGCAGUCAUGAUCCAUGACCAGGGUGACAUGAUAGAUAGCAUUGAAGCCAGCGUGGAGGGUGCAGAGGUGCAUGUGGAGCGAGGAGCUGAACAACUCCAGCAGGCGGCUUAUUAUCAGAGAAAAUCCCGCAAGAGGAUGUGUGUUCUGGCUCUUAUCCUGUCGCUAGUGGCGACCAUCUUUGCUAUAAUCGUUUGGCAAGUAGUCAGAUAAAAUGAGAGCAGAAGUACUGGAUGCUACUUCAGUGUUGAGUGAGUGACGUGUGUGUGUUUAUUGUGUGUGCAAAUGCAAGCACUACAAAAAAAACUACAAUUUCUGUAGGAAUGGCUGGUGAUAUUGUGAUGUGAACCUAGGGACUCUUAAAGGGGUCAUGUGAUGCUGCUAAAAAGAACAUUAUUUUGUGUAUUU